AUUCUUAUCAUCUCCCCCAAAAAAAAACAAGUCAAAAAAAUUCUUCACAACAUCAAAAUAUGGCAACCCAAUUGAACAAUCAAUUCAAAACUUCAAUUCUAAAUCACAAAACACAAAAACAAAACAACCCUUUCACAACAACAACACAAAGAAAAAGAACCAUAAAAUUUCAAGUUAUCAAUGCUUCAUCCAAUGGCAACAAUGGAAAGCAACUAAUAGAAAGUGGUAAAGUAAGAACAAUUUGGCCAAAAGAAGCUUUCACAAUUAUGAACUCAGAGGGUUUCAUUCUACUUGAUGUUAGACCCAAUUGGGAGAGAGAAAAGGCACGUGUGAAAGGGUCUUUGCACGUGCCAAUGUUUGUGGAAGAUAAGGAUAAUGGUCCUUUAACUUUGGUUAAGAAAUGGGUUCAUUUUGGUUACAUUGGAUUGUGGACUGGCCAAUAUUUUACUACAUUUAACUAUGAAUUUCUUAGUCAAGUGGAAAAUGUUGUUCCUGGGAAAGACACUAAGGUUCUUGUGGCAUGUGGAGAAGGAUUAAGAUCAAUAACAGCAGCUUCAAAGCUGUACAAUGGGGGUUACGAAAAUGUUGGAUGGUUAGCUGGAGGAUUUAAUCGUUCAAAAGACAAUGAUUUUUUAGCAAUAGAAGGAAAAGAGAAAUUGCAGUAUGCUACAAUAGGGGGUGCCUCUUACUAUUUUCUUCAGUUGCUCAUACUUCUACAAGUUGUUGGUAAAUGAUAGAUUAUUAAUUAUUACGUUUAAUUAUGCAUUUGUUCUCUAUGUAAAUAUACUAUUCUUUGUUUUUGGUACUUGUUCUAGAUUAAAUAUAUAUAUAUACACAUGAGUGUUUACUCUAUUGAA
Cicer arietinum (chickpea) is the source of this 857-nucleotide messenger RNA. Its product is annotated as rhodanese-like domain-containing protein 10. The record is from RefSeq and is a predicted model, not a curated record. Lineage: Eukaryota; Viridiplantae; Streptophyta; Magnoliopsida; Fabales; Fabaceae. Gene Ontology annotation, cellular component: chloroplast.